Parastagonospora nodorum SN15 is the source of this 1593-nucleotide messenger RNA. RefSeq lists its product as hypothetical. Gene Ontology annotation, molecular function: zinc ion transmembrane transporter activity. The transcript has 2 exons. Gene Ontology annotation, cellular component: membrane. Gene Ontology annotation, biological process: intracellular zinc ion homeostasis; zinc ion transmembrane transport. The record is from RefSeq and is a predicted model, not a curated record. The coding region runs from base 1 to 1593 and encodes 530 amino acids. NCBI's taxonomy places the organism in Eukaryota, Fungi, Ascomycota, Dothideomycetes, Pleosporales, Phaeosphaeriaceae.
AUGGCUCCCUCCAAGUCCACUCGUAUCAUGAUCCUGCUGGCUAUCGACACGUGCUUCUUCUUUUUGGAGCUGGUCGUCGGCUAUGCAGUGCACUCUCUGGCACUCGUUGCUGAUUCUUUCCACAUGCUUAACGAUGUCAUCUCACUUCUCGUUGGACUGUGGGCCGUCAAGGUCGCGAAUCAGCGGACAAACUCGAAGCAAUACACGUAUGGCUGGCAGCGCGCCGAGACUCUGGGAGCGCUCAUUAAUGGUGUCUUCCUGGUUGCGCUAUGUCUCUCCAUCUUCCUCGAAGCGAUUCAGCGCUUUGUCGAACCACAAGAGGUUUCGCACCCAAAGAUCAUCUUGAUUGUGGGUUCAUUCGGUUUGGCUUCCAACAUCGUCGGUCUAUUCCUCUUUCACGACCACGGACACGGACACUCCCACGGCGGACACUCCCACAGCCACGACGAGCACUCUCACGCCGAAGAGGGACACUCUCAUGACCACGGAAUCGACGCACACGACCACGCUGUGGCUGACGAGAGAGGAAACAUUGCCGAUGUUCUUCCGCAGAACCGCGUUGGCUUCCCCUCGAAUAUCACCCAGACCUCGCAAUCGGACAAGCGCCGCUCUUCUCUCUCCAAGAAGGCUAAGCGUCACUCUAGGUCACAGUCGCGCAACUACUCCACCAUCGAUGAGAUCUACGUCCACCCGUCGUCUUUCCGCAACAGCAUCAUUGAGUCCUCUAAGGCACACGAAAACGAUGAGGCGGAUGACGAGGAAGACAGCGACGAUGCGGCAACAGAUGCUCACCCAACCGAGCACUCUCCCCUGCUGGCCAAGUCUAACGGCCACCAUUCUCACGAGGCACACACUGGCGCACACAAGAAGGAUACCCACAAGGACCACAAGCACAAGCAGCCAAAGGACCAGAAGUCAGGCGGUGGUCACGGUCACUCCCAUGAUCUGAACAUGCGCGGCGUCUUCCUUCACGUCUUGGGUGAUGCUUUGGGCAACAUCGGUGUCAUCGGAACAGCACUGUUUAUCUGGCUUACGGACUUUUCUUGGAGGUUCUACGCCGACCCUGCUAUUUCACUGGUCAUCACAGUCAUUAUUCUCCUCUCUGCCAUCCCUCUUUGCAAGGCUGCGUCUCGCAUCCUGCUUCAAGCUGUCCCUGAGAAUCUCUCCGUUGACGACAUUGAAGAGGACAUCACUAGCCUCGAUGGUAUCGUCUCAUGCCAUCAUCUUCACGUGUGGCAACUCUCAGACACCAAGCUUGUUGCAUCGCUCCACGUUCAGGUCGACUUCGACUUCAAGGGCGAGGGUUCCGCACGCUACAUGGAGCUUGCGCGCCAGAUCCGCGAGUGCCUCCACGAAUACAGCAUCCACUCAUCUACCAUCCAGCCCGAAUUCUGCCUCAACGCCAGCCAUGACCACUCCGCUUCGCCUUCAGACGAGGACGAGGUGGCGACUAGGAGCAAGAAUCCAAGCGUCAAAGACGGGCCAGAUGCGUGCCUGCUGGAGUGCCCAGACAGCUGUGGCAAUGCGAAGCAGUGCUGUGAGCCAGGAACUCAGGGACCUGGCAAGGGCAGCAACGGUGGUUCAUCCUCAUAA